Messenger RNA from Alligator mississippiensis (American alligator), 560 nucleotides. Its product is annotated as avidin. Bases 165 to 560 code for a protein of 131 amino acids. The record is from RefSeq and is a predicted model, not a curated record. The transcript has 2 exons. Gene Ontology annotation, molecular function: biotin binding. NCBI's taxonomy places the organism in Eukaryota, Metazoa, Chordata, Crocodylia, Alligatoridae.
GCUGUUGGACUCACUUGCAUCGGGUGCUGGUGGCCACGGCAGGAGUGCAGGGCUGGGAGCGAGCUCUGUGCCUCGAGCUCCAGGGCUGGUCUCUCCUGCUCACCCCGUCCCUCCCGUGCCAGUGCGCCCUGUCUGGGACCUGGACCAGUAGUCGGGGCUGCCGGAUGCUCAUCUUCGAGCUCAAAGAUGGGGCCUUCUCUGGCUUGUACCUGCCUCAGAAGGCAAUGGUCCCCCACAAUGAUGUCCUGGCAUCGCCACUGCGGGGAGCCCAGCACGACACCAGCUACAAGACCCAGCCCAGCUUUGGCUUCACCGUGCACUGGCAUUUCCGAGGUAUGGGGCCCAGCUGCCUCUGGGCUGGGGCAUGCAGGGCAGGGCGCUGCUGCUGGAGAUGGUCCCUUUGCCUGCUCCAUACCUGCAAAAAGUCCCCGGCAGGAGCGACGACCGCCUUCGUGGGCCAGUGCUUCGUGGACAGUGAUGGGGAGGAGACGCUGAGGACCGCGUGGCUGCUGCGAGAGGAGGCUGCUGCCGCCAGAGAAGACUGGAAAGCCACCAGGUGA